This is a messenger RNA of Folsomia candida, 695 nucleotides long. RefSeq lists its product as uncharacterized. Bases 93 to 596 code for a protein of 167 amino acids. NCBI's taxonomy places the organism in Eukaryota, Metazoa, Arthropoda, Collembola, Entomobryomorpha, Isotomidae. The record is from RefSeq and is a predicted model, not a curated record. The transcript is spliced from 4 exons.
AAGGACGAAAUUGCAUAUUCAACUUGUCUCAUUCUUCCUAAACUCAUAUCUGAAUAUUAAUUACAUACAUCGUCAAAAUUGAAUUUCUAAAAAUGGCACUUUUGAAACUUGUACUUUGCUCUUUAGCCGUGGCCGUAUUUUCAGCCUUUGCUGUCCAUGCAGCAACAUUGGAUCGCCAAAUCGAGUAUCCUGAAAUGCGAGUCAUCGGAACAAUUGGGAACAAGACGUUUUACACGACCUUAAACACUACUUUUGCAGUCAGGUGGGAAGCAGCCAGGCAAAUUUGUCAAGCGUCGGGCAUUCAAUUUGCCAUCUUCCAAUCCGACGCUGAGUUUGAUUUUGUUCGAGCUAACGUAGACCCCUCAUCAAAACUUUGGAUUGACGCCAGCAUGCGAGAAAUGGAGACUCUGACCGGGAGGGCGGCAUUCGUUUAUGGCGACGGUUCCGACGUGUCGACGAAGAACGUCAUGAUCAACCCGUCAACUUGGGUGUGCCUCUACUUUUCUGCCGAUGACCACAUUUUCUCAGGAAUGUGCGCCGAACCAAGAGGAGUCCUCUGCCAUAUGAAUAACGCUAAUGGAACCAUUUCCCAAUAAUUUGUUGGUCCGUGCUAUCUUAAAUUCAGAAUUAUUUAAAACAAUUUACGAUCGGUUAAUAAAAUGGAGUUAAUAAAAUAUGUAAUCAGUUCUAUGCAA